Messenger RNA from Pestalotiopsis fici W106-1, 1434 nucleotides. RefSeq names its product Serine/threonine-protein phosphatase T. The record is from RefSeq and is a predicted model, not a curated record. The transcript is spliced from 7 exons. Lineage: Eukaryota; Fungi; Ascomycota; Sordariomycetes; Amphisphaeriales; Sporocadaceae. The coding region runs from base 1 to 1434 and encodes 477 amino acids. Gene Ontology annotation, cellular component: cytosol; nucleus. Gene Ontology annotation, molecular function: protein serine/threonine phosphatase activity; protein binding.
AUGGCAUCCCCCACCGAGCAGGCUGUCGCUUUCAAGAAUGAAGGAAACAAGGCCUUUUCUUCGCACGACUGGCCCAAGGCCAUUGAGCUCUACACUAAGGCCAUUGAACUGAAUGACAAGGAGCCGACCUUUUACUUGAACAGAGCCCAGGCCAACAUCAAGUCGGAAGCAUACGGUUAUGCCAUUGCAGAUGCAACGAAGGCGAUAGAGCUCAACCCCAAGCUCGUCAAGGCUUACUUUCGCCGCGCCGUUGCCUACGCCGCCAUCUUGAAGCCAAAGGAUGCGCUCCCGGAUUUCAAGGAGUGCGUCAGGCUCGACCCCAGCAACAAAGAUGCCAAGGUUAAGCUUGCCGAGUGCCAGAAGAUUGUGCGCCAGCUCAACUUCUUCGCCGCUAUCGAAUUGCAAGAUGAGCCCUCUGCUGCCGAAGGCCUCGACCUGGACUCCAUGGUUGUCGAGCCCGACUACGAUGGUGUCAAGCUGGGAGACGAAAUGACACAAGAAUUCGUCGACGACAUGAUCGAGCGUUUCAAGAACGGCAAGAAGAUUCACAAGAAAUACGUGUACCAAAUCAUCAUCGCCGUCAAGAAGAUUGUGUAUGAUGAGGCUACCAUGGUGGAAAUGAAAAUCCCCGAUGAUGUCAAACUCACCGUCUGCGGUGAUACCCACGGCCAGUACUUUGAUCUGCUGGAGCUUUUCAGAUUGAAUGGCCGCCCAGCCGAGAAGCACUGGUACCUCUUCAAUGGUGAUUUCGUCGAUCGAGGCUCAUGGUCGAGCGAGAUCGCCUUGUUAUUGUACGCUUACAAGUGGCUGCGACCCCACGGCUUGUACUUGAACCGUGGCAACCACGAGACAGACGACAUGAACAAGGUUUAUGGCUUCGAGGGCGAGUGCAAGGCCAAGUACAAUGAGCGAGUGUUCAAGCUAUUCUCCGAGAGUUUCUCGGCGCUGCCGCUGGCCACGUUGAUCGGCGACAAGUACCUGGUCCUCCACGGAGGUCUCUUCUCAGACGACAACAUCACCCUUGACGAUAUCCGGAAACUCAACAGACACAGCCAGCGCCAGCCAGGCCAAUCCGGUCUUAUGAUGGAGAUGCUCUGGACUGACCCCCAGACAGCUCCUGGCCGCGGACCUAGCAAGAGAGGUGUCGGCAUGCAGUUCGGACCCGAUGUUACGAAGCGAUUCUGUGACAGGAACGGACUCGACGCCAUUAUCCGAAGUCACGAGGUCAGAAUGGACGGCUACGAGGAGGAACACGACGGAAAGUGCAUUACUGUCUUCUCGGCACCAAAGUACUGUGAUCAGACGGAGAACCGCGGUGCUUACAUCAACAUUGGACCAGAUUACAAGCUGCAAUUCAACCAGUUUGAUGCAGUGCCCCAUCCCAACAUCAAGCCUAUGGCAUACGCACAGAGCUCGUUGAUGUCUAUGGCGUAG